AUGGCAAUCAGUCAGUCUGUAGUUGGCCGUGCCAACGCAGAGAAGCCUCACGGUCUCAAAGGCUUUAUCUCAAACCCAUAUGUCUUCUUUACCUGUUUGUUUGCGUCGCUGGGUUGUAUCAUGUAUGGUUACGAUUAG
Molecule: messenger RNA, 138 nt
Organism: Penicillium digitatum Pd1
Lineage: Eukaryota; Fungi; Ascomycota; Eurotiomycetes; Eurotiales; Aspergillaceae
Source: RefSeq, a predicted model, not a curated record